AUGUUCAAAUACGUAAUUGUCAUCUUUGCCUCCAUCGCCUGUGCUGCUGCCAAACCUCACAUAUUAGCUGCCGGACCUUUGGCUGCUGCUCCGUUGGCAGUUUCCGCUCCAGUACCUUUCAUCACCGCCGCCAGUAGCCAAAUUGUGGCGCGCAAUCAUAAUGGCAUCGCAUUUGCUCCAGUUGUCGCACCAGCACCCAUUGCACCGGUGGCGCCACUCGCCAAGGUUGUGGCUCCAGUCGCUGCUGCGCCAAUCGUUGCUGCUCCAGCACCCUUGUUUCCCCGUUAUGCUGCCGCUCCUGCACCACUUGUGACCCGUUACGCAGCUGCCCCAUUCGCCUAUUCAGCUCCUUUGGCUGCCCCAGCUCCUUUCCCAUUUGCGCCCGCAUAUGCCCCAACUCUGCGUUAUGCUGCCGCCCCUGCCCCAGUAGUGUGGUAA
This is a messenger RNA of Anastrepha obliqua, 438 nucleotides long. Its product is annotated as nematocyst expressed protein 3-like. Lineage: Eukaryota; Metazoa; Arthropoda; Insecta; Diptera; Tephritidae. The record is from RefSeq and is a predicted model, not a curated record. The coding region runs from base 1 to 438 and encodes 145 amino acids. The transcript has 2 exons.